Messenger RNA from Cannabis sativa, 4210 nucleotides. RefSeq names its product pentatricopeptide repeat-containing protein At3g18970. The record is from RefSeq and is a predicted model, not a curated record. Lineage: Eukaryota; Viridiplantae; Streptophyta; Magnoliopsida; Rosales; Cannabaceae. The transcript has 4 exons. The coding region runs from base 364 to 1791 and encodes 475 amino acids. Gene Ontology annotation, biological process: RNA modification. Gene Ontology annotation, molecular function: RNA binding; protein binding.
GCUGAUGGCUUCGUCGAAGCAGAUUGCGUUCAAAUGUCAAGCGGAGAACGUAGCUUUUCUCAAGUGCAAGAAGAAUGAUCCAAACACUGAGAAAUGUCUCGAUAAGGGCCAGCAAGUUACUCGAUGUGUCCUUGGCCUUCUUCGUUUUCCUCUAACUGUAGCCAUAAUCUAUACUUGAUCAGCAGCUCUGCUCCCUACUUGGUCACUAUCCACAGUUCUUGGUCCGCUCCUCACUCUAGAAUUUGGGUAUAUUGUAUUCUCAACGAGAUUAUGCAUCUUUAUUAAAAAGCAAAUUUUGUAGCCUGAGAAAGCAGAGGAAAUAUGGUCGUUAAAGAAUGAGCUCUGUAUUUGAGUCCACUCCAUAUGCUUUCUCUCCCUAGAGUUGCAGCUACUGGCUUUCUACACCUCAAAUUAUUAUCCAUUUACCAACUUAAACAAACACAUGCCCAGUUGAUUGUCAAUGGUCUCAACUCACCCUGCCUUGCGGCCAAACUUAUCAAGCAAUACUGCACCUUAUUAGGCCAACAGAAGAACUACUGUAAUGCCCGUUUAGUAUUCGAGCACUUUGACAAGCCUAAUCUGUUUCUCUUUAACACUUUGAUACGAUGUUCUCCACCAAAAGAGUCCAUUCUUGUUUUCUCCAGAUGGGCAUCAAGGGGAGGCUUAGUGUUCGAUGAUUUCACCUACAUUUUCGUUCUUGGUGCUUGUGCUCGAUCACCUUCAGUCCCUACAUUAUGGGCAGGGAGACAAAUACACUCGUGGAUAAUGAAAGGCGGUACUAUUUCGAAUACUAUGGUGCAGACUACUUUAAUACAUUCUUAUGCGAGUAAUAAGGAUGUUGGCUCAGCCCGAAGGGUGUUUGAUGAAAUGGUUGAUAGAAAUAAUGUUACUUGGAAUGCCAUGAUCACAGGGUAUUGUUCACAAAGAGGAAGUGCUCGUGAUGCAUUGGUUCUGUUUCGUGAUAUGUUGGAUGAUGCUUAUGGGGCAAAACCAACCGAUACUACUAUAGUUAGUGUUCUCUCUGCAGCUUCUCAGUUCGGUGUUUUGGAAACAGGUACUUGUAUGCAUGGGUAUAUAGAGAAGACAAAUUGGGUUCCUGAGAUUGAUGUGUUUAUUGGCACCAGUCUUAUUGACAUGUACGCAAAAUGUGGAUGUCUUAAUAGUGCUUUAUCUGUUUUUUCACGAAUGAAGGAGAAGAAUAUCUUAACAUGGACAGCAAUGGCAACUGGAUUAGCCAUUCAUGGAAAGGGAAAAGAAGCAAUAAAACUUUUGGAUUCAAUGGGGGCUUCUAGAUUAAAACCAAAUGCUGUGAGUUUUACUAGUUUACUUCUAGCUUGUUGUCAUUCUGGGCUUGUAGAAGAAGGACUCUGCUUGUUUAGUAGCAUGAGCAAGUUUAAUGUCACCCCACAGAUGCAACAUUAUGGUUGCAUUGUUGACCUUCUUAGUCGAAAUGGGCUCUUGAAAGAGGCGUACGAGUUUAUAAUGGGAAUGCCAGUUGAACCUGAUGCUAUCUUGUGGAGAAGUUUGCUAAGUGCAACCAGAAUUCAUGGGGAUGUUGCAAUGGGUGAGAAGGUUGGGAAGCUCCUUAUUCGAGUACAUCCAGAGCGGAGUUCUUUGAAUGGCACUAGUGAAGAUUAUGUAGCUUUGUCCAACAUUUAUGCUUCUGCAGGGAAGUGGGAGGGUGUGGAGACUGUAAGAGAGGAGAUGAAGGUCAAAGGAAUUGAAAAUAAAUUUGGAUGUAGUUCGAUUCAAACUACUACUGGUAUGGACCCUCUUGAAAUUUAUUUAUGAUAAAAUUCUUAUUUGUAAAGCUUUAAUGUUUCAAAACAUGUCAUGAACAUAACUUAAAUAUGUUUAUUGAGGAAUUACCAUUGUUGAUGACAAAGGAAAAAAAAAAAUCUUACAUAGAAAAAAUGUUGACAAUUUGGUACGUGGAAGACUUUUACAUUGACUUCUCAAAUCUUGUGUACACUAUUCCACUGUGGUCCUUUAACGAUGAUUCGGCUAUGAUGGCCAUGAGCUGACCUUCAUCAUCACCUACCAAAUUGGCACAUGAUGCUUCCUCCUAGAACUUUAUCAUUUGCACUAUGUUUGGUAGGGAGGAGAGAUGGGAGGAUGGAGAGUAGAAAGGGGAGGUGGAAUCUAUUGUUUGGUAGAAGGGAUAAAGGGAGGGAGAGGAGAGAUGGAGGGAGACCUACAAAAAUUUGAUCCGUCCACUUUUUGAAGGAUUUAAUAAAAUGACAAACUAAAAAUAUUAAAUAUUAAAAUUAUCCUUUCAAAAAUAACAAAUACUUAUACUAAAAAGGAUACUUUGAUAAUUUUAAAUAACUAACUUACUCUCUAACUUUACUCCUAAUAACAAGUGACAGAAUGGAGAGUUAUUAUCCUCUCCAUUCUUCUUAAACUCUCUCUCCAUCCAUCUUUGAGAGAUCAUUUGCGACUUAGUUCAAGUUAGCUAGGAGGUUAACUUCAAUGGGUUUGAAUGGAAGUGGCGAUGACUAGAACUAUUAAUUAAAGUCGUUUAUUACUUGAUCCAACAAGGUGAUAGACAUUGGAGGAUAUUCCCAAAACCAUUGCCUAGCAACCUCGCCUAGGGUGGUUGGAAAAACUUGCACUAGGCAAGGUUGGGUACUUUGACAAUCUGCUCAAUCUAGAUCUCAAAAUUAUUGAUAUGCUUUGAGGGAUCACCACAACUAUCAUAAGUGGCCAUCAAAGGCAUUUUGAAUCCAUCAAGCAACAAGACUUGCUAAACCUCUAUAGAAAAUGGACAGGCACACCUCAAGUUUAAUAUUGGCGCAUUCUUUCCCUCACAUAUUUCCCUUACAACUCUUCCUAGUCGACUAUUUCGCCUGCUAAGGGAUUUAUGUCAGCGUUGGAUUUUUCACCAUCUAAGUUCUCUAUAGCCUUAGGGGUGCAAUAUUGCCUUCACGCUUGCCCAUUUGAGUGUCUAGCUAGCCCUUGAGUUCAGGUUGGAUAGCAGUGAUUUAGUUUUGAAGAUUGGCUGAUUAGUUAUUGAUUCACCUCUUAAGUGGUAUCCAUCAUUUUGGGAAUUUCGUCAUGUCAGUUGUUUAGAUGGUCUUGGAAGAGCAAACAUUUCUCAUAUUUUUUUUUUCUGUUUUCAUUAUCACUCAUUACGGAUCUGUCAUCAUUGGACUGUACAUGUUUACUACGAGAGAUGCUUAACGAUUUCGAGAUUGCUAAUGUGCAAUAUUUUGCAUUUAAUUUCCAAUUUUAAGUUUCACUUUAGUUUUACAUUUAAUUUACAGUGAGGGUUUAACAUUUUUAUGAAAACCAAAACUUUUGAACUAAUGUUUCCAUCUUCAAGGCUUGUUCUUAGGAGUUUCAUUUUAGAAUUAUCAGAUCUACUGGAUAAGCUCUGAUGUUUCUUCCAAGGCCAACAUCCUUAUUUGGAUUUUUCUUUUGGACCCUGAUUUUCUGAUUUUUACAUUUUGUUAAUGGUUACUCCUUAUCUACUAGUUGAUUUCACUCUUAUCUUCUUAUUUAUGAAGUAAUGAUUAUUGUUAAUAUUGAAUUAUGCUUACGUUUUGUAUGAAAAUAUAUUUCUUAUUCAUCCACGAUAAGAUAUGAAAUUUUGAAUAGGGAUUUUAUGACUAUUAGCUUGUCUGUAGCUGGAAAGGAAUAUGAGGAUCUUUGAAUAUUGGGGGUGGGUUGUGGUUCAGUUUGGGGCAAGGCUUUAAUAUAUAGACUUAUUUCUCUUAAGAAUUAUAAAUAGUGAUUGUUUUCAGAACUAGUUUGGAGUUCUCUUUUGAACAUAUGAUGAUAUUUUACCAUCUUUUGGUUCUUUCUCUAUCAAUAAAUAGUUCUUGAUUCUUAUGUAUAUUAAAAAAUGUGUCGAAUUCUUCAUUCCUGUCAUAGGAGCAAACAGACAACAUUCUCAUUGAUCUUGUCAUUGUCAUAGGCUGAAGAAUUUGGUGAUGCAUUUGGAAUUACAUUGUUUCAAUUUCGUACUCAUCUCUAUUAUAGUGUUCAGUACAUCCUCAUUUGCAAUUCAAUAAGAACUUUCAUUUCAUAUCCUAGUUUGGUUAGAGAUGCCUGGUUUUUUUUGGUUAGAUUAGAUAAAAGACUGCAUCUUAUCUUUCUUUGAUAGAGUUGUCAAGCAAUCUACGGGGUUUCUUUUUUCAUUGUUGUUGUUGUAAAACAUGAAUUUUCUGUUGAUACAUUGCCAGGUUGAGAGAUCUUCACCAAAAAU